Trichogramma pretiosum is the source of this 987-nucleotide messenger RNA. RefSeq lists its product as uncharacterized. Bases 25 to 987 code for a protein of 320 amino acids. Gene Ontology annotation, molecular function: structural constituent of chitin-based larval cuticle. Gene Ontology annotation, cellular component: chitin-based extracellular matrix. The record is from RefSeq and is a predicted model, not a curated record. The transcript has 6 exons. Lineage: Eukaryota; Metazoa; Arthropoda; Insecta; Hymenoptera; Trichogrammatidae.
CGCGGACGACCAGCAGGCGGGAAAAUGCGUUUAUUAGCGAUAACGACGUGCCUCUGCUUCGGAGCGGCUCUCGGCCAGUUCCAUCAUCCUUCGACGACUCCCGUGCCCAUUCUCAAGCAGAUAAAUAGGCACAACGAGGACGGCAGCUACAGCUACGGCUUCGAGGCGGCCGACGGCAGCUACAAGAUCGAGUCCAAGUACCCGAGCGGCGAGGUCUACGGCAAGUACGGUUUCAUCGACGACACGGGCAGUCUGCGCGAGAUCGAGUACGGCGCGACCAAGCAGGGCUUCCAGCCGCAGGGCACGGGCAUCAACGUGCCGCCACCGCCCGUGGUGGCGGACAACCACCUCGACAAGGACGAUCCCGAGGACGACGGCCAGUACCGAGAGGACCCCAACGUCUAUCACACCGAUCCGCGCUACACCAACGGCGAGCGUUACGACCCCGUGCCCAAUCACAAGUACCCGACCAUACAGAAUCACCAGCUGCACAGACACCAGCCCGGCCCGUCCCCGGCUCCUCACGUCUACAGCCCGAUUCCAAGCAAAAUCGCCCACGCUUACCGCCAGCCGAUUCCAGUAGCACCGGUUCCAGCCCCGGCGCCGGCGCCCCAUCACUACUCGCAGCCCGAGUACCAGCCCCAGUACAAGACUCACUAUCAGCAUCAGUAUCCGUCGCCAGCGACCUACUAUCAGCCUCAGUAUGCUCCGGUACCCCACAGCUACAAUCAUCAUCCGUCCAGUCUCGGCUCUUACAGACAAACUAAAAAUUUCAAAGAUAACCAAUCGAAAUGGAAAGCUUUGUUACCGAAACAUGCUCAUAAUGUCUUGGAUUGGGCAACUGUUGUCGAUGGCAACAAACUUUUCACAUGUCACAUUGAGGACGUCAAGAAUGUAUUAAGUAUUCAUAGCUUAGAAAAUGGAACGUUACUUAAAAAGUUACUUUUAGGUGUAAGAACAAUAUCUGUGUUUUCCGAGUGUAAAUGA